Molecule: messenger RNA, 1116 nt
Organism: Pocillopora verrucosa
Lineage: Eukaryota; Metazoa; Cnidaria; Anthozoa; Scleractinia; Pocilloporidae
Molecular function (GO): zinc ion binding
Source: RefSeq, a predicted model, not a curated record
AUGGCAGAAGACCGCGAAAAUUCAAGCGAACACUUCACAUUGGGAGAUAUUAAUCGACAGGAACUUCAAAAGAAAACUUUAUAUGAGCUGAAGGAAAUUCUGAAACAGUCUGGUCAAAAAGUUAGCGGGAAAAAGAGCGAUCUGGUAGAAAGAAUUUGUGGCGUCUUGGCGUCGAGCACAUGUGACACUCCAUCGACUUCAAAGACAGCAGAAGCGCAGUUUUUAGAACUAUCUGCUCCACACAAGAGCAAAGACAAUGACUUAAGCUAUGAUACUCUAAUUAGAGAUGUCAAAGGGAACAAUCUGUGGCAGAAGGACUUGAGAAAUUUGCCAGCGUUUGACUUUGUCCGUCUAUACGACUACUUGGUCAUACAAACAAACAAGUAUGAUCACAUCGCUCUGAAGACUAGUGGCUAUAAGAAAUUGAAAGCUUUCCAGUUUUUUGCCGAAGGUCAUAUCAAAGAUUUGGAGCUUGCAGAAGUUGGAGGACUUGUCUACAUCAAAGGAGAAGUUUUGGCUUCUAUGAAGCAAACAAAAUACUCAGUCGCAAUAGUAUUUUCAAACAAAGGCGAAGUACUGAGGGCUGCUUGUAAGUGCCCUGCAGGGUUAGGUUCUGGUGGCCAUGGCCAAUGCAACCAUGUUGGUGGUAUUCUCUUUGCCAUCGAAGACUUCAACAGACAGGGACUACAAAAUCGCAGUGAACCAGUUACAUGUACUUCAAGGCUGUGUGCAUGGAAUGUGCCAAGAAAUAGUAAAGUGGCUGCAAAACCUGUUGAUGACAUCAACAUUGUGAAGUACAGAUAUGGAAAGGACAACAGAACUUCUGUUAAAUCAAGUGUGUAUGAUCCAAGAGCCCCAUGUGAUAGAGUGCUCAAUAAAGCAAAAUUAAACUCUAUGCUUGUGAAACUUAGCCAGCACUUACCAAGUAGCUCUCUUUUUCUAUUUCAUGAUAUCAAGCCAAGCCUGGACAGUCAAAAUGUUAUUGUUGACAGUACAUGUGAAUGUGUACCACUUAAGGUGGGACUUAACCUAAAAUUUGACUACAAAAUGCAAUUUUUGUUUUUGGAGAAAUCUGAAACUUCAGGCAUAGAAGAAAGCCAUGACAUGAGUUUUUAA